Messenger RNA from Lacerta agilis (Sand lizard), 2072 nucleotides. RefSeq names its product MOB kinase activator 2 (gene MOB2). Gene Ontology annotation, cellular component: cytoplasm; nucleus. Bases 389 to 1117 code for a protein of 242 amino acids. The transcript has 5 exons. The record is from RefSeq and is a predicted model, not a curated record. Gene Ontology annotation, molecular function: protein kinase activator activity. Gene Ontology annotation, biological process: signal transduction; positive regulation of protein phosphorylation. NCBI's taxonomy places the organism in Eukaryota, Metazoa, Chordata, Lepidosauria, Squamata, Lacertidae.
AGGCGAGCGCGAGAGGGAGAGAGCGCUUGUGUGUCUCUCUCGCCCGCCGAGGCUGGUUGGCUGAGGGGACCCGGCGGGCGCUGCCUUGGGGGCGGGAACCCAGCGGAGCCGCCCGGAGCAGCAGCAGCAGCAGGAGGAAGACGAGGCGGCGGCGAAGAAAGAAGAAGUAGCCGCCGAAGUAGCAGCCUCCGCCUGAGGGAGGAGAGAACGGGGCGCCAGGCGGGAGAAGGUCCGGUGCGGGACAGGCGCCACCCAUGAGCCGCCUCAGAGGCCGGAGCGGGCGGUGAGGAGAGGAGCUCAGGCGGGCAGGCAGGGACGCAGCCGGAGCCGCCUGCUUGCUCGCUCGCCCGGCCCAGCGCCGCUGCGGCGCAAGGCAGCAGGCGGCGUCAUGGACUGGCUCAUGGGGAAAUCCAAGGGAAAACCAAAUGGUAAAAAGCCAGCACCAGAAGAAAAGAAACUCUACCUAGAGCCGGAAUACACGAAGUCAAGGAUUACUGACUUUGAAUUCAAAGAGCUAGUCAUGCUACCACGGGAAAUAGACCUUAAUGAGUGGCUAGCUAGCAACACAACAACCUUUUUCCACCAUAUCAAUUUACAAUAUAGUACAAUCUCUGAAUUUUGUACGGGAGAUACAUGUCAGACCAUGGCAGUGUGCAAUACACAAUACUACUGGUAUGAUGAGCGGGGAAAGAAAAUCAAGUGUACUGCUCCUCAAUAUGUUGACUUCGUCAUGAGUUCAGUGCAGAAGCUAGUAACAGAUGAGGAUGUCUUUCCUACAAAAUAUGGCAAGGAAUUCCCCAACUCUUUUGAGUCUCUAGUGAAGAAGAUCUGCAAGUACCUGUUUCAUGUGCUAGCCCACAUCUACUCCUCACACUUCAAGGAAACGUUGGCACUGGAGCUGCAUGGACAUUUGAACACACUCUACAUACACUUCAUCCUAUUCAUCAGGGAGUUCAACCUGGUGGACCCUAAAGAAACCACCAUCAUGGACGACCUCACGGAGGUCCUCUGUAGCACCAGUGGGAGCAGCAGCAGUAAUGGGAGCGGCAACGGCAGUGGUGGCAGCAGCAGCAGCAGCAGCGGCGCAGGAGCACAGAACCAUGUGAAGGAGAGAUGAGUCCCAGCAGGAGCAAAACUAAUGCUAACAUUUUUUAAAAAAAACAAAACACUCUAUAUUCUUUGUGUGUAUGUAUAUGUGCAUAUUGUGUAUAUAUAUACAGACAUACACAGCCAUGACAGUUUAAGCAAUUAUGCUGCCACCACAGGACAUGUAGACGUAUGGAGCUUUCGUUUAAAUGCAUCAUCCUUGGCGAGAAGUUGCACCAGUUCUAUUUUAUUUUUUUCCUGCUCCCUUCUUUCUUUUUCUCCCCUAUCAGAUGGAUGAGUGCUGUUUUUAGAGAAGAACCACAAUUUUUUUUGAGUUGGGCUACCGCUUUGUCUUCUUUUGUUCUGCCCACUUCUCCUCUCCCUUGGUGGGGUGGGGGGAGUCCUUUAAUGCAAGCCCCUUCUGUCUGUCUCUCUCUCUAGGAUGGUGGUACUGCCAUUUUAUAAAUGUUAUAAGAAGUGACUUUUACUUGUAAAGUGGCUUAAGAUGCAGAUAUUUUGUUUUGGAGGCGGGGGAGGGCUUGAGAUUUGUCUUGUUUCUCCUUAAAAGGGCCCAUUUCCUUUCCCUCCUCUUAGGCUUUUUGCAUCUAGCCCUUUGCUGGCUUGUACUGGGAAGAGUUUUGCCUCAACUAGAGUAGCAAUAAGGCUCCCACUAAUCGAUGUGGCUCGCCAGUCUGCCUGGUGAUCUUGAAAGAGCAUCUACAAACAUGUUUUGCUUAUUGCUUCUAGUUCCUCUGCCCAACUGCCCCCCACCCCCGGCUUCUCCUUCCCAGACACAAACAUCAGAAUUAAAAUAGUGGGGAAUUGAGCCUAAAUGCAGUGGUUGAGCAGGGGAAGCCUGGGGCAGAUGGAAAGGGGCAUACAGUGUAUCACCACCUGUGCUAGAGAGAUGGCUGUUGGUAUAUAAUUAUAUUGUUGGCUUAUUUUAGUUCAUCUGUCCAAUAAUAAUAAAAAACUUCUAUCAGGUA